GGGGAGGAACCGUUCUGCUUGUGGGACGUUUCCGGGUGGUUGACAUUUCAUUAAACUCCCCGAGAUGAUUCGGAACGGACACGGUGACCCCGCCCCGCAGGAGACGGCAUCCCGGAGGCCCGUACGGGUGUGGUGCGAUGGCUGCUAUGACAUGGUACAUUAUGGGCACUCCAACCAGCUGCGCCAGGCACGGGCUAUGGGCGACUACCUGAUUGCCGGGGUGCACACAGACGAGGAGAUCUCCCGCCACAAGGGCCCACCCGUCUUCACGCAGGAGGAACGCUACAAGAUGGUGCAAGCCAUUAAGUGGGUGGAUGAGAUUGUCUGCGCCGCCCCCUACGUCACCACCUUGGAGACCCUGGACAAGUAUAACUGUGACUUCUGCGUCCAUGGAAAUGACAUCACCCUGACGGUGGAUGGGAAGGACACGUACGAAGAGGUGAAGGACGCUGGAAGAUACAGGGAAUGCCAGCGCACACAGGGGGUGUCCACUACCGACCUGGUGGGACGUAUGCUGCUCAUGACGAAAGCCCACCACAGUGUAGUGAGCAAUCAAGCUACUGAAGAUUUCAAGCUUCACCAAGACAACUUUGGUAAGGAUGCCAGGGGCAGCAGUCCGUACACAGGAGUCUCCCAGUUCCUUCAGACGUCCCAGAAGAUCAUGCAGUUUGCCUCGGGGAAGGAACCGGCACCAGGAGACACCAUUAUAUACGUCGCUGGAGCUUUCGAUCUCUUCCAUAUCGGUCACAUAGAUUUUCUGGAGACGGUCCACAGCUUAGCGGAGAAGCCGUACGUCAUUGUGGGAUUGCAUUUCGACCAGGAAGUAAAUCACUACAAGAGGAAGAACUACCCCAUCAUGAACAUCCACGAGAGGACUCUCGGCGUUUUGGCCUGCAGGUACGUUUCCGAAGUUGUUAUCGGAGCGCCAUAUUCCGUCACUUCUGAUCUUCUGGAUCAUUUCAAGGUUGACCUUGUUUGUCAUGGCAAGACCGACGUUCUUCCAGACAAGGAUGGAUCUGACCCUUAUGCAGAGCCGAAGCGCAGAGGAAUUUUCCGAACAGUCGACAGCGGGAACAACCUCACAACAGAUGAUAUUGUGCAGAGGAUCAUAAAAAACAGGUUGGAGUAUGAAGCCCGGAAUCAGAAGAAGGAAGCAAAGGAGCUGGCAGUCGUGGAAGCACAGCAGAGGCGAGAGAGAAUCAUAGAGGGCAAAGAAAACUGAGCGUCUGCUCCUCGUACUCACACUGCUAUCCUCCUCUGUACUACAACCUGCACUCAUCCAUCAUACACACGGAGUCCUCUCAUCUGCGUUAUACCAGUCAUGUCCAGCAGAUGGCAUGCAAGCCUUAAAGGGGUUUUCGGGAUUAUCAUAUUGAUGACCUAUCCACAGGACAACGGUGGAGGUCUGACUCCCGGGACCCCCUCCGAUCAGCUGUAUGAAGAGUUCACAGCGUUCCAUGAGCCCUUAGGCCUCUUCCUAGGCUAGUGGCGUCCCGUACAUUGGUCACAUGGCCUACACUCAGCCCCAUUCAAGUGAAUGCAGCUGAGCUGCAAUUCCAAGCACAGCCGCUAUACAAUGUACGGCGCUGUGCUUGGCGAGCUGCAUGGAGGCUACGGCGCUCACAAGAGCAUGGCGCCCUCCACAAACAGCUGAUUGGCAGGGGUGCCAGGAGUCGGGCAUCUCAUAUUGAUGACCUAGCCUGAGGAUAGGUCAUCAGCUUGUAAAUCCCUUUUAACAAUUAUAGGCUAGGGUUCUCCCUAACAUGCUGGCACUGCCACUUCUAACUACAUUGGCAUCUUAAAAACAAGAUUUUUUUAGGUAAUUUAUUAAAAUCAUGAGAAAAUUCCUUUUAUCUAAAGCUGCAGAGAGAGCUUUCUUUUUAACUAUAGGAAUUGGCCUCUUAUCUUUUUAAUACUGUGCGGUGCCACUGGCAUUUCACAGGGACAAGAUUGGCAUGUCUAAGGGCACAGCACUGCUCGUCUGGAAGAAUUCAGCGUGACCGGUCCCCUGUAAGGUCUAAUGCGCACAACUAAAAAUGAAUUUUUUUCUUGAAGUUCUGAUGGUUCUAUUUUGCGAUGCUAGGAUCAGAAUAAUACUGAAGGAGGAUUACACGGCACUGCUCCUAUGAGUCCUGUUUUAGAGAGAGGAGCAGUGUCUUCUGUGUCCCUAAAGCUGGCCAUAGACGUUAGAUAAUUCCUAAUUAUCCCCAAUCCUGGGUCCUGUUUCCCCCAUGUGAAUGGAGCGGUGGUCCAGCAUGCAUACUGCUGCCCCAUGCAGGCUCUAGUGGACUGACGGAGAUGGCUGUUUGUGGCAGUCCCAUAGACCUUCAGUGUGGUGGCAACGUGCUCCAUUCAGAGGACAUGGAAUCAUGAUUGGUGAGGGUACCAGCAGCUGGAGCCCCACCAAUCAGACACAUUACCUAACCCGUGUACUGGUGAUAAGGUUCAGUCAAGGGCCAACAUAUCAUACAUAAUCCAUAGGAACUUCCUGAUAUAAUGUAUUAUUCCACUGUACGUAUAGCUGAUGGUUAUGAAGGAAGAAAAGCCCCCCAGCAUCCUAAACACUGGUGAGGCUCCACCACCCCGUCUAUACAUAGCUCAGAUCCUGCUAACGACUCUACUCCUAGGACAGUGGUU
Bufo bufo (common toad) is the source of this 2637-nucleotide messenger RNA. It is a transcript of the gene PCYT2, whose product is annotated as phosphate cytidylyltransferase 2, ethanolamine. Gene Ontology annotation, cellular component: cytoplasm. Gene Ontology annotation, molecular function: ethanolamine-phosphate cytidylyltransferase activity. The transcript is spliced from 13 exons. Bases 65 to 1222 code for a protein of 385 amino acids. Gene Ontology annotation, biological process: phosphatidylethanolamine biosynthetic process. The record is from RefSeq and is a predicted model, not a curated record. NCBI's taxonomy places the organism in Eukaryota, Metazoa, Chordata, Amphibia, Anura, Bufonidae.